Populus trichocarpa (black cottonwood) is the source of this 2910-nucleotide messenger RNA. Its product is annotated as alpha-glucosidase. Gene Ontology annotation, biological process: carbohydrate metabolic process. The record is from RefSeq and is a predicted model, not a curated record. Gene Ontology annotation, molecular function: hydrolase activity, hydrolyzing O-glycosyl compounds; carbohydrate binding. The transcript has 5 exons. Bases 108 to 2777 code for a protein of 889 amino acids. NCBI's taxonomy places the organism in Eukaryota, Viridiplantae, Streptophyta, Magnoliopsida, Malpighiales, Salicaceae.
AAACAGAGAUGAAGAACAAUGGGAUUUCAAAUAAUUACUAUUUUUUUAGAGUACAUUUAAAGUAUAUUCCACCGACAUCUAAAUACCUCUGAGUUUCCACUGAUCAUAUGACACAAAGAAUGGAGAAAGAGAGAAACAAGACCGGUAGCAGGAACCCAAAAGCAAUAUCUCAAUCUAACAGCAAUCUUCUACUUAUAUUCUUCUUGUUGGUUCAUUGGGUGCCAUUGAUUAGUGGAAAGGAAGUGAAAGAAGAAGUCGUUGGCUAUGGCUACAAAGUUGGAUCUGUUAACUCUGGUUUCACAGGCAAGUCGUUGACUGCUGAUCUUAGUCUUAUCAAGGAAUCCUCAGUUUAUGGAGAUGAUAUCCAACAUCUCAGUCUUGUUGCUAGCUUUGAAACUAAGAAUCGUUUGAGAGUCAGAAUAACAGAUUCCAAAAACCAAAGAUGGGAGAUCCCAGAAGACAUCGUUCCCCGGGAAGGCCACUCUCCGGAAAACUACCUGCAUUACUCUCCAUUAAAGCAUAGAGUCUUGCUAGAAAACAACCUCCUCUCUGACCCCAACUCGGACCUGCUUUUUACCCUGCACAACACCACCCCUUUCGGCUUCACCAUCACCCGAAAGUCCUCCGGUGAUGUUCUUUUUGACACAUCGCCGGACACGUCCAAUCCCGACACUUUCUUGGUCUUUAAGGACCAGUAUAUCCAGCUGUCUUCCAGGCUUCCUAUAAAGAGGUCAUCUUUAUACGGUCUAGGAGAGCACACCAAGAGCACUUUCAAGUUGAAGCCUAAAGACGCAUUCACCUUGUGGAAUGCUGACCUGGGCAGUGCUAAUAUUGAUGUUAAUCUCUACGGUUCUCACCCCUUCUACAUCGAUGUAAGAUCAGCAUCGGCUGAUGACAAAGUAAAGGCAGGGACUACUCAUGGUGUUUUACUGUUUAAUAGUAAUGGCAUGGACAUAGUUUAUGGAGGUGAUAGGAUAACUUAUAAGGUUAUUGGUGGCAUUAUUGAUUUGUACUUUUUUGCUGGGCCAUUGCCGGAUAUGGUGAUAGAGCAGUAUACUGAGCUAAUCGGCCGGCCUGCCCCAAUGCCAUAUUGGUCAUUCGGGUUUCAUCAAUGCCGAUACGGUUACAAGAACAUUUCUGAUGUUGAGGGUGUGGUUGCUGGAUAUGCAAAAGCUGGUAUACCUCUUGAAGUCAUGUGGACAGAUAUUGAUUACAUGGAUGCAUACAAGGACUUCACAUUUCAUCCUACAAAUUUUCCCUUGGAAAAAAUGAAGAAAUUUGUCAAUACCCUUCACCAAAAUGGUCAGCAAUAUGUGCUCAUCUUGGAUCCUGGCAUCAGUGUGAACUCAUCAUAUGAAACUUACAUCAGAGGAAUGCAGGCUGAUAUUUUCAUUAAACGCAAUGGCAUUCCGUACCUGGGUGAAGUUUGGCCUGGAAAAGUCUAUUUUCCUGAUUUUGUAAAUCCUGCUGGCCUAGAGUUUUGGGGUAAUGAGAUAAAAAUGUUUCGAGAGCUUCUCCCUGUUGAUGGUCUCUGGAUUGACAUGAAUGAGAUAUCAAAUUUCAUCGAUCCCACACCCACCCCAUCUUCUACCCUGGACAACCCACCCUACAUGAUUAACAAUGCUGGUGUUCGUCGGCCGAUUAAUAAUAAAACUAUUCCAGCAACAUCUCUACACUUUGAUAUCAUGACAGAGUACAAUGUUCAUAACCUCUAUGGCCUCUUGGAAUCAAAAGCCACCAAUGCUGGUCUGAUCAAUUCAACUGGUAAAAGGCCAUUCGUACUUUCUAGAUCAACUUUUGUUGGCUCCGGAAGGUAUACGGCACAUUGGACUGGAGACGAUGCUGCUACAUGGGAUGACUUGGCAUACACUAUACCAUCAAUUCUGAAUUUUGGACUGUUUGGAAUUCCAAUGGUUGGUGCUGACAUAUGUGGCUUUUCAGGAAACACAACUGAGGAGCUUUGCCGGCGUUGGAUUCAGCUAGGUGCCUUCUACCCCUUCGCAAGAGAUCAUUCGUCCAUAGACACAACGCGUCAAGAGCUUUAUCUCUGGGAUUCUGUUGCAGCAACAGCCAGGAAGGUGCUUGGCCUGCGAUAUCAGCUGCUUCCAUAUUUCUACACAUUAAUGUAUGAGGCUCACACAAAAGGGACCCCAAUAGCACGGCCUCUUUUCUUUUCAUUUCCUCGAGACACCAAAACUUAUGAAGUCAACUCACAGUUUCUUAUCGGUAAAGGUGUAAUGGUAUCACCAGUAUUGAAGUCAGGAGCUACUUCAGUCGAUGCAUAUUUUCCAGCAGGAAACUGGUUUGAUCUUUUUAACUACUCUAAUUCAGUUUCUGUAAGUUCCGGAAAGUACAUCAAUCUUGCUGCACCGGCAGAUCAUAUUAAUGUUCAUGUUCACGAAGGAAACAUCUUGGCCUUGCAACAAGAAGCCAUGACGACAAAAGAAGCUCGAAAAACAGCUUUCCAUCUUUUAGUGGUUCUGAGCAGCACUGGAAACAGCACAGGGGAAUCAUUCUUGGAUGAUGGGGAGAGCGUGGACAUGGGAGGGGUGGGGAAGAAUUGGAGUUUGGUGAAAUUUUCUGGUGGAAUAGUAGGGAAUAGAGUAGUAGUUGGAUCAAAUGUCAUUAAUGGAGAAUUUGCUGUGAGUCAAAAAUGGAUUAUAGAAAAAGUGACAUUCUUAGGAUUAGAGAAAACUAAAGGGCAGUUUGAUGUACUUGAGAUAUCUGGGCUUUCUCAGCCUCUCGGACAAGAGUUCAACUUGGAGAAGACAUUUUAGAAUGCAGGAAAUGAUCACUGCUGUCUACUAGAAAGUGAAAAAACAAUAAGAGACUGUAAUUGCCAGUUUGGAGAAAUGUUAACUGUGCUUUUACUUAAAAAUAUAUUAAAAUAAUUUUAAUUUUUUUAAAAAA